AUGGACAAGCAGCACGAAGAACUUCUUCGGCGGCCCCUCUACGCGCCAGUCUACGACCUGCCCCCCGAAGUCCUCACCACCCUCGCUCUGAAGACAGACGUCGAUAACGAGACCCAGCUUCUCGAGGAACAAAGGGUGCAGUCGCAAAAGAGGAAAAAUGACACGGAGGAGAGUCUCGUUGGCUCCCAGGCCUGUUCCCUCUGCGGACUGAGCUUCGCCUCCCUGCUGGACCAGAGGAGCCACCUCAAAUCCGACUGGCACCACUACAACCUCAAACAAAAGCUUCGCGGAAGCCCCGCCGUGUCAGAGGUGGACUUUGAAAAGUUGAUUGGCGACCUUGACGAGAGCUUGUCCGGCUCCGACUCUGAAGACACCGAAGAUGACGACGACAGCGACAACGUCCGCAAGGAGACAACCCUCACAGCGCUACUGAAGAAACAAGCCGUCAUUGCCGACAGGAACAACGAUAACAAGGAGGACAAUGACGGCGAGGGAAGCCUCUCAAGACCGAGACGAAAUCCAGGGAAACCACCGCUGAUAUGGUUCACCUCGUCCGUCCUGCCCAAGAAUCACUUCUUCGGCCUCUACCGGGCCAUCCUGACGGCGGAGGACCUGCGUCUCGAGCCCAAGAUGGUCGACGUCGUCAAGGCCAAGCAGCUCGAGCCCCUCGCCAUGCCCAAGGUCGGCAAGGAUGGCAUUCUUCCCGAAAUCGCCUACAAGGGCCCUCACUUCUUCCUCUGCAUGAUCGGCGGCGGCCACUUCGCCGCCAUGGUUGUCUCUCUCGCGCCUCGGCCGGGCAAAGGCGCGACAGGCCCGCUGAACAGGGAGGCAACGGUGCUCGCCCACAAGACGUUUCACCGGUACACGACGCGAAGGAAACAAGGUGGCUCGCAGUCGGCAAAUGAUAACGCCAAAGGCGCCGCACAUUCAGCCGGCGCCAGCAUACGACGCUACAAUGAGCAGGCACUCAUUGACGAUGUCAGGCCCUGCUGCAAGACUGAAGGUCUCCUAGACACGUCGAACUGCUCUUCAUCCGCCGCGGACGGGUUCGACGGAUCGCAGGACCCUAUUUCGGGGCCGAAUGCCCCACGAGGACACCGGAGACGUCUUGGUAUGCGCCCAAGACCAACACGCAUCCAACGCCUUCUCGCGAAGGAGAACGAGCGAGGUGAGGGCCGACGCGGUUUGCGUGUGCGGCGCGAAGACGGCCACGUAGGCGUCCGUGUCGGCGGGCGGCGGCGGCGGCAGGGGCUGCAGCGCGCCGGGAGGGCCGGAGCUGUCGUCCUCGGGCGCGGCGCGGUACCACGCGUGCAGGUCGUUGGCGCCGCCGAGCGUGACGAUGUGCUGGACCUGGCCGAGCUUGACGGCCGUCAUGGCGUGAUCUGGGUGUACGGGCUGUGUCUCGCCGUGUCCCUCAGUUAA
Molecule: messenger RNA, 1422 nt
Organism: Verticillium alfalfae VaMs.102
Lineage: Eukaryota; Fungi; Ascomycota; Sordariomycetes; Glomerellales; Plectosphaerellaceae
Exons: 5
Coding region: 1-1422 (473 amino acids)
Source: RefSeq, a predicted model, not a curated record